AUGUCUGAAUAAGGAGAAGAAUAACAAGGAGAUGAGCAAUUAGGAGAUGAGCAACAAGAGGAAUAAUAAUAACAAGAAUAACAGCCAUUUCAAAUUGACACUCAAAUUCCUCCUGAAGAUGCCAAUGUCUUCAUGACUCAAUAAAAACUAGAAUAGAAUCAAGUGUGGAAAUGCUUUGAUUUCUUGUUCCCAGCAGGGAAACUAGCCAAGCUUAUCAAAGUUAAUUAUAUGCAACCCAAAACAUUCCCAAUGACUGAAAUACUUACGAAACUGAAAUUAGAUGAUGGAUUGCCUGUUGUCAAUUUUAUUGGUUGCAGACACAACUUUGACAAUCCAAACUCUACUCGUGGCAAAUUCUAUGCUGGUAUUGCCAGAGCAUGUCAUAAUACUGAUGCAGUUAUCAUUGACAAUGGAAUCACUACUGGCAUUGAAAAAUUCAGUCUUAGAAGAAAUUGCACUGUAUCUAUCCUAUUCAAGUAUACAUAGCUCAUUGGUGUUGCACCUGAGUCAGUUGUCUCCUAUCCCAAAUUGAAUCCUACAAAAAUUGAAAAAAAUGAAUUAAGCAAUGGUCAUACACACAUCUUCCUGAUUGGAGGUGAACAUGUUGAUUUAGGAACUGAAGCACUAUUCAAAAUUAAUUUAUGCAAAGCAAUUGCCACUGGUAAGAUCAGCAAGACUUAAGGGAGGCCAAGAUGCAAAAUCGUUAAUAUCCUAUUUGCAGAUUCUAAUGAUUGUUUUGAUGAGAUAAGAGAAGCCAUUAUUAACAAAUUACCUAUUAUUGUUGUACGGGGUUCUCAUCUCUGCAAUCAAUUCAUUGAUCAAGAAAAGAUACUUGAUGCAGAAUUUGAGGAUAUUAUGACUGAUAAAGAUGGAUUCUUUUUCCCACUAAAAAAAUUAGAUUCAGAAGUCAUUGCACAAAUGGUACAUUAUCUAUUGACAUAUACCCCCUCAAAACCUAAACAAUAAUGA
This is a messenger RNA of Paramecium tetraurelia, 969 nucleotides long. RefSeq lists its product as uncharacterized. The record is from RefSeq and is a predicted model, not a curated record. The transcript has 4 exons. NCBI's taxonomy places the organism in Eukaryota, Ciliophora, Oligohymenophorea, Peniculida, Parameciidae.